AUGAAUAAUUCCGAAGAAGAGAAAAAGAAAAAAGCACGUGUAACAGCGGCAAUUAAAAAGGUCCUCACCGAUCGACCAUCCCUCGAAGCCGACCAAAACGACGAAAUUUCUUAUCAGCUUGAUCACGUGGAGGCAGAUGGUUACGGCUUUGCUAAUGUCGACAUUGAAGAACUCUACUAUCCGCCCCACAUAAUUGACUCGAUUCAGAAAAGACAGAAGAAUCCCUAG
Molecule: messenger RNA, 228 nt
Organism: Oikopleura dioica
Lineage: Eukaryota; Metazoa; Chordata; Appendicularia; Copelata; Oikopleuridae
Source: the annotation of a GenBank genome assembly